Messenger RNA from Trypanosoma theileri, 1308 nucleotides. RefSeq names its product zinc transporter. The coding region runs from base 1 to 1308 and encodes 435 amino acids. The transcript has a single exon. Gene Ontology annotation, cellular component: plasma membrane. Gene Ontology annotation, molecular function: zinc ion transmembrane transporter activity. Gene Ontology annotation, biological process: zinc ion transmembrane transport. Lineage: Eukaryota; Euglenozoa; Kinetoplastea; Trypanosomatida; Trypanosomatidae. The record is from RefSeq and is a predicted model, not a curated record.
AUGAACGCCGCCGUCCGCUGCUCCCGCCCGCCUCCCCCCGCCGACGACGCCCCCCGCCGGGCGCUGCAGGCCGCCAUGGUAGUCUGCCUGGUGUUGCUCGCCGCCGAGGCCAUCGCCGCCGCCGUCGCCCACUCCCUCGCCCUCGCCGCUGACGCCGCACACAUUGCCAGCGAUGUACUCGCCAUCGCCAUCGCCCUACUCGCAACGCAUGCCUCCGCGUGGCCGCCAACCACCACCGGCACCUACGGAUGGCGUCGCGCAGAGGUUGUCGGCGCACUUUUAUCCGUCGUCACAACAUGGGGACUCGUCGUGUGGAUUCUUAUCAGCGCUCUGGAGCGAGGCGCGGAAGUUAUCCAGUGUGCAACAGACCCGGGGAGACGUGAUUGUGAACCUAUCAAUGCAAAAAUUAUGGCGAUCAUCGGUAUCUUUGGUAUGUCUAUGAACGUGAUUUUGGCCCUGGUGCUUCAUGGCGGGGCACAUGGUCACAGUCACGGUACACUUGCCACAAACACCAUGCACCACGCACAUAAUCAUAGCCACAGCCAGAGCCACAGCCAUAAUGAAGAUCAUAACCAUAGUCAUAAUCAUAAUCAUGAUCAUGAUCAUAACCAUAGUCACGGUCAUCAUCAUGAUACUCAUAGGCAUGCAUAUGGCGGUGAAGGAAGUGAUGGCUUGGUCGAUGUGGUUAUUGAGCCAGAUACAGCGGGUUUUUUGGUGGGAUAUUCAGACAUGGAGAGGGAUGAGGAUAUGGAGACUGUGCAUUCACUGAUGCCAGAGACCCAUUCCCAUAGUUAUGAGUCUGAUAAUAUGAAUAUACGGGCAACCAUGCUACAUGUUUUUGGUGAUUGUCUACAAUCUUUAGCAGUUAUUCUAGCCGCAUGUGUUAUGUGGAUUGGAAAUGUCUGGACUAAGGGUUACUACAUUAGUGCACAUAGCUACUACAAUCUUGCUGAUCCUAUAUUGUCUUUCGUAUUUGGUAUUAUUACUAUAUUUACAACAACUAGCUUAUUCAAAGAAGUUGUCUCAAUUUUGCUGGAAGAAGUACCGGCGUCCAUUGACUAUACAAAUUUUUAUAAUGAGUUGAUGCGGGUACCAAAAGUCUGCGACAUUGAGGAUCUGCAUAUUUGGUCUAUAGGGCCAAAUUUUAAUAUUCUCUCUGCCCACCUCUGUGUUAAGGAUUGCUCAAGCAUGAAAGAAGUUAAUUAUAUUGUUAACAAAGCCACAUCAAGGUGCAAAGAAUUAGGGAUUACGCAUACAACUAUUCAGUUAAAUCACAAAACUACGGUAUCAGUAAAUGAAGUAUCCUGA